UUUUUUUUUUUUUUGUAAGCAUUGAUUUUUAACAAAUGAUACAAACAGUUUUUCCUUGUCAAUGGUCAAAUUGUGAAGAAAGUUGCACAAGUGCCGAAGACCUAUUUACCCAUUUAUCAGAGAAGCAUAUAGGACGAAAAGCAACUAACAAUUUAUGUUUACAAUGUCAAUGGAACAAUUGUGGUACUGUUGCAGCUAAACGAGAUCAUCUCGCAAGUCAUGUAAGAGUGCAUGUACCUUUAAAACCUCAUCAAUGUUCAAUUUGUAGUAAAGCAUUUAAACGACCUCAAGAUUUGAAAAAACAUGAAAGAAUUCAUACAGCAGAGCAUCAAGCUUCUUUGUUAAGUAAUCAGCCUGGCUACAAGCCAGUCAGAAGAAGAAGAAGAAAGACAGCAAAUACAAUUGCAUCAACAAAUUCUUCUUCUUCAACAAAGUAUACUCAUCUUUCUUCUAAUAAAGAUCUAUUAUCUUUGCGUAGUAGCCCUAGUUUCUCACUUGAAGACAAUGAAAGCCAUAAAUUAUAUCCAGAAACAGAUGAAGAAUAUUUUAAUUCUGGUUACUUACAACAAGAUCCAGUUCAAGAUUUUAUUGACGAUGUCUUGUAUAAUCAAGCCUCUCCGACUUAUGAUACAGAUAUGAUGGAAAAAUUAAAUUCAAUCGCUCCCAUAUUGGAACAACAAAAUAAUUGGAAUUUACCCUGUGAACCAGAUUCUAUUCCUGCCUUACAUAAUUGGCUUGAACAAUUGUCUGCUAACAUCAAUACUGAAGAAAAUAUUUAUCCUGAUAUUUUAAACAAUAAUGUUGAUUUAUUUCAACAGCCACAAUUAUCAACUACUAAUAAUUAUGACUUAUAUCCAAAGUUAGUAGUAGAGGAAGAUGAACGAGUUAUAAAUGAUUUGACCUCUCAGUUACUUAAUCAUGAUAGUCCUUCAACCUACAAUACACUCACUGACACACAGAACAUAUUUUUAUCUCCUUCUAUUCAACAGACUACGUCUGCAAGUGAAUCUUCUGUCGUUCAUACACCUUCUUAUGAUGAAGAUGAUAAGAAUAGCAUAACUAUUCAACCUCAAUUCUGGUCUCCAGGAUAUAUUCACUCACCUCUUUAUAAUAAUAACUCUAUGCUAUCACCUUCUAUGUCUAUUGAUGUAAAUACCACAAAGACUAAGACUAAACCAGAAAAAGCUACUGUAUUUGAAGCAAGUCAACAAGAAACUCAUGUUGCUCUUACACCUGUCAUGGACGCCUCUACUAAUUCUGCUAGCUUUGAAAACAAAAAGGAGUUAAUACAUAUGAUAAACGUCUUUUCUUCUGCUAAAGUAACACCAACAUAUAAAAAGCAAAAGGAUCAUGUAAAAUUAGAUGAUACCAAGAAGACCGUAUCUGAUAAAGCUGAACCUGAAAAGAAAGACAAGGUUAAAGAAGAUGUAUCUCCUAUUAUUAUUAAUACUGCUAGCUCUCCUUCUAACAAUAAUUAUCAUACCAUCUUGAAUGAACCACAUCAUUCACCUCAUGAGUUAGAAGAUGAAAAUAUCAAGUCUCCUUAUGCAAAUUUGGUGGAUUUAAUCAAAGAUUUAAAAAUUAAAGGUGCUGAUAACAAAGAUGAAGAAGAGGAUGAAGACGAAGAAGAGGAUGAAGACGAAGAAGAGUACGAAGACGAAGAAGAGUACGAAGACGAAGAAGAGUACGAAGACGAAGAAGAGGAUGAAUUAAGUAUUAGAAGACGUCAUGCAUUGGUAGUUGAUCGACUCUGGAAAGCAGUCUCUGCUCGGUUAACUACUCUACAAUAAACAAUAGCUUUUUUUUCAAUCCAUUUCAUUUCAUACGUAAAAUACUGGUUGAUAAUGUAAUUCAUGUACUAUAAUAAACGCACUUUCUUUUUUAAUGAU
Messenger RNA from Cokeromyces recurvatus, 1889 nucleotides. RefSeq lists its product as uncharacterized. The coding region runs from base 36 to 1790 and encodes 584 amino acids. The transcript has 6 exons. Lineage: Eukaryota; Fungi; Mucoromycota; Mucoromycetes; Mucorales; Mucoraceae. Gene Ontology annotation, biological process: positive regulation of transcription by RNA polymerase II. Gene Ontology annotation, cellular component: nucleus. The record is from RefSeq and is a predicted model, not a curated record.